Molecule: messenger RNA, 846 nt
Organism: Colletotrichum graminicola M1.001
Lineage: Eukaryota; Fungi; Ascomycota; Sordariomycetes; Glomerellales; Glomerellaceae
Exons: 2
Coding region: 1-846 (281 amino acids)
Source: RefSeq, a predicted model, not a curated record
AUGCCCAACAACACCAAUGGCGCGCCCAGCCCCAAGGCUGACGCUGUUCCCGACGGGUUGGAAGUGAACACUGGCGUCGACUACAGUACAGCACCGCAGGCGUACCAGUCUGCGCCUACGCCACAGCAGCCAUACAAUGGCUAUGACCAACAUUACCAUGCACACACGCCCCUGACGAAUCAGACCGAAACGACAUACACUGAUAACAACCACUACAACCACGACUUACCGACGUCCGAGAAGAGACGCACCGAGGACGGCACAAUAUGUGGCUUGCGAAAGCCGACGUUCUGGCUCAUUAUUCUGUCCAGCCUGCUAUUUUGCGCGCUGAUUGGUGUGGCGGGAGGGCUGGGCGCAAUGCUCGCGAACAAAGACAAUGAAAUCGAAAGUCUCCGAUCGCUCGCUGACAACUCGACGAGCGCGACACCCACCGCCUCGCCGACCGCCUCGCCUACCACCUCGCCGACUGUCUUGUUGUCGCUCGCCUUCGAUCUUAGCCAACCAGCCGAGACGGGCACGCCCAUCGGGCUCAACAAGUGCCCGGGCAGCGGCGCGCUGCUGACGUACGAGGUGCCCGGAACGAACCUCACCUUCAGCAAGGACUGCGGCACCGACUACCUGUACAACGACAUUGCCCAGGUGCCCGCCAAGAACUUUGAAGAGUGCGUGCGGUACUGCGCGGCCUUCAACCUGCAGCAGCAGUCGCGCAGAGGGCCCUGCAGAGGCGUUGUGUACAUCUUCCUGGGCGAGCAGGGCGAGGACGCCAACUGGUGCUGGAUGAAGUACAACAAGAACACGGCGCAGAAGGGGGCCAAGGACUACACCGAGUCCGCCUGGAUAAUGUGA